CUCCCACAAAACCCCACUCUUUCGAUUGCCUUGUCUUCAAACAAGGUGUUGCGAGUUCGAAAUCCACAUCAAAUAUCACGCGCAGGUAGACCAGCAGCAACGACAUGGGCGAAGGCAGAGAGGGAGAUUGGGAGUGCAGCGGAUGCAGAAACAGAAACUACGCCUUCAGAUCCUUCUGCAACCGAUGCAAGCAGCCUCGCCUCCUCGUCGACACCAAAACCCCCGCCGAUUCUAAAUGGCUUCCUCGCAUCGGAGAUUGGAUCUGCACCGGUUGCACUAACAACAAUUAUGCGUCACGAGAAAAGUGCAAAAAGUGCGGACAACCAAAGGAGAUAGCAGCAAUGCCAGCGAUUGCAAUGCCUGGAGCUUCUCUCCCAACUUAUGCGCAUUAUUUUGCCAGGGCGCAAGGAGGACCCGAACAAAAGAUGAACAUUGGAUUAAUGGGCAACGGUGCUCUUCAGCAGCCACUUCCUUUGAGCUCAACCUGGUCUGUAGGAGGUCCUGAUAAAUAUGGAGGCCAACCAGCUCCAACAUGGCCCCUAGGUGGAAACCCUAGUCCUGCACUUCCAUUUCCAAACCAUGCAAAUCAGCUCCUUAUGGUUCCUAAAGGAUGGCGCAAUGGUGACUGGAUAUGCAACUGUGGCUUCCAUAAUUAUUCUUCUCGUGCACAGUGCAAAAAAUGCAAUGCUUCAAUGCCACCAGCACUUGGAAUGAAGAGAUUAGCAUCAGAAGAGUUUGUUCGUGACUGGGAUAGCAAGAGAUUGAAUGCUGGACAUGCAAAUGGACAGCAGCCAUCAUACCCAGGAUUUGAGCAACUGGCAGGUUCCAGUGUUGAUCCAAAAGGUCUGGCUUAUGCCCCCUAUCCUAGUGUAACCCCAGUGGCACCUCCAAAUUUGCAAGUGCCAAUGCAGUUCCCACAUCAAACAACAACACCUACACUCCUUGGGAAAGGAGCAAAGCAAUGGCGUGAUGGGGACUGGAUGUGCACAAAUUGCAACAAUCAUAAUUUUGCAUCUCGAUCCCAGUGCAAUAGGUGUAAAACUCAAAGAGACGCCCUCGCGCAGCCUGUCAGCGUUGCAUAGCCAGUGUACUUGGAGGCUUUAAACCAUCCGAAACUUCUGUUGGCAUUUGUGGAGGCUUUGUUUUCGAUUUUCAUUAUGUAUCUUAUUGGCGGCUACAUGCUCAUCUUAUUCUAUUGGGUUGUCAGUUCCGUUACACAGUAGCAUACUUUGGACUUCAUGUAUGUAAUUAACAGCAUAAUGGUUUUCAAGUGAGUGUGAGAGAGUGAGAGUCAGCUUAGUACUUCCAUGUUAAAAAAGCUUGUUUUGGGUACGAACUUGUAAAAUUGCUUCUUUAAGCUUGUUUCGGCCACAAAUUUGUAAAAUUGCUUCUUUUUUGUGUU
This is a messenger RNA of Vitis riparia (riverbank grape), 1402 nucleotides long. RefSeq lists its product as uncharacterized. Gene Ontology annotation, cellular component: cytoplasm. NCBI's taxonomy places the organism in Eukaryota, Viridiplantae, Streptophyta, Magnoliopsida, Vitales, Vitaceae. The record is from RefSeq and is a predicted model, not a curated record. Gene Ontology annotation, molecular function: mRNA binding.